AUGGCGGCGUCGCCCAGCGAUCUUCUUUCCGCUGGCGGGCCGCAGCCUGGUUCGGACGAACAGUUGCACGUCGCUCUGCGGGAUGCGUUGCGCACGGCGGACGUGCUGGCACUUCUGGGGGAUCAGGAGGUCAACGGCAUGGCCACUUCCCUCAGCCAGGGUUGGAGGCCUUCGCCGCCAUUUCUCGGGGGCGAGACACGCUCGACCGACCUCGUGCACCCGCGACGCGAGUGCCCAGGGUGCAAUGAGCCGCGGGCCCUGCAGACGAGCAAGGCGACGUCCGCUCGGAUACUUGAUUCUGGGAGCGUCGUGGGGAAACGCCACGUCCCCUGGAGGUGUUACACUCAAGGGUGCCCAGAGUACUUGCGGCUGACCUGGCACAACUACGCUACGAUUGACGGGAGCCAUUGGUUCCGAGGUGCCCCAUCCACUCUUCGUUGCUUUAUGUUGACAAGCUCGUUCGGCGUGCCCGUGCAAUACCUUCUGCAACUGCGCGCCCGCUUGCUCCGGGAGCACGUGACUUUCGCCGGGGAAGCGUACGUUGCGCACGACAUGGAGAGGCAUUCGCCAGACGGGCCUCGCCUACCUGGCUGUGCUCUUCGGCUAUACAUCAGUGAAGCUUGGUUCAAAUGGCGGAUGUUGCUACGCGUUGAACGCAUGUGUGCCGACGGGGACACGUCCGUCGCCUUGGAGCAUUUUUGUUUGUCCGCUACCUCAGAGGAGAACGCGCGGACCUUGUGGCCGAAGGCUCAAUCACACUUCGAGGCUGCUACCCGAGCGGCGCUGCUGCAGAGUGACCCCGCGCAGGCGAGCAGGCAGGCCAUCGACGGCAACCAGAAGAUAAAAAGAUCUUGCUGCGGAGUGCCGAACCAGGACCGCCAAUUGGAUGUAGCUCUCGGGAAGGCUAUCAGCUUGUCGUGCCGCCGGACGCCGAAAUUUGGCGCACGUUUUUGCGUCGACCACUUUGAGGCGACCUGCGCUGGGGCCAAUUGCCAAUAUAGCGUCGUUGAGCACAAGGAUCCAGAGACUGUGCUGGGAGAGACAGCAGACGAGAAUCUGUUCAGGUUGUGCGAGGCUGGGGGCAAUGACGAGGGGUUCUGGGUGCCAGAGUCCGAAGUGGACCCCCGAGCUGCGAUCCAGUAUUUCGCGGGGAAAGGCUUGGACGCGCAGCGGAGGAUAACAGAGCGGAGGUUGCGGAAGAGGCGGGCGCAGGCUGACGCGCGCGAAGCCGUAUCCGCAGUCAUGGCCGAAGCGGCGUCGUUCUGGCACCUACUGACGCCGCAGGAGCGAGAGGACACGCUGGCCCUGCACUCUUCCUCAGGAGACUUGGCCGCUAGCUCGUGCGGAACGCGCAAGGAAGGGGAGAAGGAGAGACUCCUUUCAGCCCAGACUGCUGGCGUCAUGUGCGCAUGCACGAGCUCUGGGAUCAUCACGUCGUUGCGGGAGCUGUAUUGCGUGGAUGAGUUUCAUGCGACGAGCCACACUGACGCAUGGUGUCUGGCAAACUGUCACCCAAAGAACCCGUCUCUGGCCGAACUCGUGCAAGGGUUCCGUUCCAGCGUUUAUGAGUUCACGUUUACUUGGUUGAGCCAGUACAAGCACCAGACCAAGCACAUGAACCAGUUUGGCUUUUGCUUCUUUCUACUGGAGAUGGCAGACGCUCACAAUGAACGCGUGCGCGCGGGCAGGACUGACCACUUGCCGAGUGCCCGCAGGGGCGCGUCCUAG
This is a messenger RNA of Prorocentrum cordatum, 1728 nucleotides long. NCBI's taxonomy places the organism in Eukaryota, Dinophyceae, Prorocentrales, Prorocentraceae. The record is from the annotation of a GenBank genome assembly.